CGCCGGGCCCGGUUUCAGCCGCAGGCCGCGGCCCGCAGCCCGGAGCCGCCCGGCGGGAGGAGCAGGGACCCCGGGCCGUGGGACCUGCCGAGCGGGGCCGCCGCGACGCCCCCGGAAGCCCGGGCUCGGCGCCGGCAGCGAAGGGUGACGAUCGAGGUUCGAAAUGUAUGGAGCCAUUUCCCUCCGGAGGAUGCUUGGAGUGGGGUUACUGCGGAGUGGACAGUGCAGAGAAUGGUCACCCCUGUGGAGUGGCAGAACUUCUCAAGGCAGAGCUCAGUUUGUAUCCAGCAGAGCAGAAGGAGAGGAGAACCAGCGGACGGUGAACUCUCUGCACUCUCUCUCGGUGGACGUGGCAAGAGUCCGGCAGCUGAAGAGGUGGGUACUGCUGGCAGAUGAGGCUUAUGUCAGCGAAACUGCUGACAUUUUAAAGGAAAUGGGAGCCAAGGAGAGGACGGUGGCCCGGAUCUUACAGCGAUGUCCUGAAGCUGUUCUCUGUGCACCAGUUGAAACCAGCCCCCAGCGAGAGCUGUGGGCCAGUCUGUGCCCCAACAAGGAAGAGCUGCUGAGAAUCGUCGAGCAGUUCCCAGACUCCUUCUUUAUCAGCAGGAACGCCGGGAACUGGCAGGACAACAUCGAGUACCUGCAGCAGUUGAACCUGAACAAGAGGAUGAUCAGCCGCCUGCUGGCCACUUGUCCACAGGCAUUUAGCAACAACGUGAGGAAGAAUCGGGCCGUGGUUGAGACCUUGCAGCAGACUUUCCUUCAGCUGGGUGGCACCCAGGCCAACAUGAACAUCUGGCUGAUGAAACUGCUGAGCCAGAAUCCCUUCACCUUGUUGAAACCGCCAGAGACCGUGGGGGAAAACCUGGCCUGCCUUCAGCUGCUGGGCUUCAGCAAGGCUGAGUGCUUGCAGCUCCUCACCAAGCUCAAGGGGCUAAUCCUAGAGCUGUCACCCCCUGCGAUGGAGGAAAGCGUUGGGUUCUGUGAGCGAGAGCUGCACUGCAGUGGUGAGGGACUGCGGCAGCUGGUGCUGAGGUGCCCGGGCCUGCUGUACUGUUCGGUUGCAGUGUUGCAGGAACGGCUUUCUGUCAUCCUGGGGGAAGGCUUCUCUGUGGAGCAGGUGAAGGGGAGCCCAGCCGUCCUGGAGGUGUCUGCACAUAUCCUGCGGCACCGGAUCAGGAAGCUGCGCUCACUGGGUUACAGUGUGGAGAGGGACAGUCUGGCUCUGCUGGAUGGAACCAGGAAGGACUUUGAGGCCAGUUGUGGAAAGAUGGAGCAGAGAAGGGAACGGCCCUUGUUUAAUCCAGCGGCUCCCUUAAACAUCGAGGACUAAGGAUGGGGAGUUACUGCCGGGUCCUGACGGAACUGAGACCACCGCGGGUCGUCAGCCAGAGCUGAAACCACUGGGGGAGGUGGGAGUGUUUCGCCACCACCGACCCGAAGCCGAGACCACCGCGCGUCCUCACCGAGAGCUGAGACCCCCUCCCCAGGACUGUCCCCACCGACCCAGAGCUGAUCUGGAGGCAAUGAUGUCUGAGUUUUAUGUUCUGCUGUGUGAGGACAGUCGAGGCCUGGUCAUGUGAAUUUAUCUACAAUAAUAAACUGGAGAGAUGAACCUGGAGAAAGAGUUUGUUCCAGUCGGUGAAUUGGCCUGAGGACUCCCCACAGCUGCCUCGCUACGCUUCCUCCCACCCUGCCUCCGAUAAGGAGUCCCCUUUAUUCUUUGUCUCCAUGCUGUCUGCUCCAGUGAUGUCUCUCCACACAGGUGUCUGAGAUUUCCUUCUUCCUUAAUCCAGGCUUUCCCCUGACCAGAGUGAACUGAACUCUUGACCACACCUCUGUCUCACACCUCCUCCUGGACAGAGCAAGAACAGAGCUCCCCCGUCCUCAUUCUCCACCUCACCAGCCUCCACAUUCGAUGGAUCACCCUUCACAAUUUCACCCCCUUCAGUGAGGUUCCACCACCAUUUACACCUUCCCCUCUCCUCCGCUCUCCUUCGGGUGUCCCAAAAGGUCCGUUCCCUUCUCCACUCCCGGGUCCACUCUUUCACCUCCAACACCACUUCUUCUCACAGUACGUUCCCAUACAUCCAUAGAAGGUGCAAUGGCUGACCCUUCAUCUCUUCCCUUCCUAUAGUCCAGGGGCUCCCACAGUCCUUCCAGGUGAAGCAGUGACUCACGUACACUUCUUCCAAUCUAGUGAACUCGUUCGUUGUUCACACUGUGGCCUCCCCAACACUGGAGAAACCGAACGCAGGUUGGGUGAAUGUUUUAUGGAGCACCUUAAGGGGUGACCCCGAGAUUCCUGCUACCUACAUGUUAACUCUUGAUUCCACAAUAAUGAGUGCGCCAAUUUCUGGCAACUCGUCACUGUCUGCAUCAGGAGUGGCUCUGUUCUAGUUUAUCCUCUGUUUCCCUAAUUCUCUCCCUCCACAGACACUGCCUGACCCGUUGGACAUUUCUUCAGCUUUUACAUGUUCCGAGUUUGUCUCUCUCUAACCUCCCUCAACAACCAGGUGCCUUCAGCAGCAGCUUAUCUCCUCGGCAACCCCAGGCUCGCCCUGUUCCCUUCCUCCUGUGCACCCUGCCUGAAACAGGGAGCUGGAGAUCCCAUGUUCUCCUGCCUGGUGGCAUCUGGUGAGAGGGGAUGAAUCUGUCUCUGAGAGACGGUGCAUCAGGGAGUGGCAAACAGUGAGAGGAGCAAAUGCCUCCAGCCCCGGUCAGGAGAAAAAGAGUUCAUGGCUGUGCAGGUCUCGCAGUUGUCUGCAGUGGGGUAACACUUUAGUGGGAACUGCGGCACUGAAGCAUGGUUGUUGCACUAGUGUCCCUGACCAUGGCUCAGAAAGCAGGAACGCUCGGUGGAAAGCGUGGACAGAAAUGAGCUGGAGCCGAGCCCUACCUCCCUCCCUCCGCACCUCACUCCGUGAGCUCUCCCUCCACACCCCACUGUGAACUCUCCCUUCCUCCCUCCCUCCACACCUCCCUCCCCACCCCUCCCUGUGUGAGCCAGCACCUCCCCACCCAGUCAUGCAAGGGGAAUGAGGACCCAUGUUUCCCCUCCACAGUCCCAGCC
Messenger RNA from Pristis pectinata (smalltooth sawfish), 3073 nucleotides. RefSeq names its product mitochondrial transcription termination factor 2 (gene mterf2). The transcript is spliced from 2 exons. Gene Ontology annotation, molecular function: double-stranded DNA binding. Gene Ontology annotation, cellular component: mitochondrial matrix. Lineage: Eukaryota; Metazoa; Chordata; Chondrichthyes; Rhinopristiformes; Pristidae. The record is from RefSeq and is a predicted model, not a curated record. The coding region runs from base 164 to 1333 and encodes 389 amino acids. Gene Ontology annotation, biological process: regulation of DNA-templated transcription; termination of mitochondrial transcription.